AUGCCGUACGUCUUACUUGUAACGGGAUUAGAGAGAAGCAACCCCAACCACUGCCACGUACCACCCCACUACUGCCUCACAGCGUCACCACUCUCACCACGUACAACCCCACUACUGCCUCACAGCGUCACCACUCUCACCACGUACAACCCCACUACUGCCACACAGCGUCACCACUCUCACCACGUACAACCCCACUACUGCCUCACAGUACCACCACUCUCACAACGUACAGCCCCACUACUGCCUCACAGAGCCACCACUCUCACCACUCUCACAACGUACAGCCCCACUACUGCCACACAGCACCACCACUCUCACCACGUACAACCCCACUACUGCCUCACAGUACCACCACUCUCACCACGUACAACCCCACUACUGCCUCACAGCACCACCACUCUCACCACGUACAACCCCACUACUGCCACACAGCGUCACCACUCUCACCACGUACAGCCCCACUACUGCCUCACAGCGUCACCACUCUCACCACGUACAACCCCACUACUGCCACACAGCGUCACCACUCUCACAACGUACAACCCCACUACUGCCUCACAGCACCACCACUCUCACCACGUACAACCCCACUACUGCCUCACAGCACCACCACUCUCACCACGUACAACCCCACUACUGCCUCACAGUACCACCACUCUCACCACGUACAACCCCACUACUGCCUCACAGUACCACCACUCUCACAACGUACAGCCCCACUACUGCCUCACAGCACCACCACUCUCACCACGUACAGCCCCACUACUGCCACACAGCACCACCACUCUCACAACGUACAGCCCCACUACUGCCUCACAGCACCACCACUCUCACCACGUACAACCCCACUACUGCCUCACAGCACCACCACUCUCACCACGUACAACCCCACUACUGCCUCACAGCGUCACCACUCUCACCACGUACAACCCCACUACUGCCUCACAGCACCACCACUCUCACCACGUACAACCCCACUACUGCCUCACAGUACCACCACUCUCACCACGUACAACCCCACUACUGCCACACAGCGUCACCACUCUCACCACGUACAGCCCCACUACUGCCACACAGCGUCACCACUCUCAAUACGUACAGCCCCACUACUGCCUCACAGCACCACCACUCUCACAACGUACAGCCCCACUACCGCCUCACAGCACCACCACUCUCACCACUCUUACCACGUACAACCCCACUACUGCCACACAGCGUCACCACUCUCACCACGUACAACCCCACUACUGCCUCACAGCACCACCGCUCUCACCACGUACAACCCCACUACUGCCUCACAGAGCCACCACUCUCACCACUCUCACCACGUACAACCCCACUACUGUCUCACAGCGCCACCACUCUCACCACUCUCACCACGUACAACCCCACUACUGCCUCACAGCGCCACCACUCUCACCACGUACAGCCCCACUACUGCCUCACAGCGUCACCACUCUCACCACGUACAACCCCACUACUGCCUCACAGCACCACCACUCUCACCACGUACAACCCCACUACUGCCUCACAGAGCCACCACUCUCACCACGUACAACCCCACUACUGCCUCACAGAGCCACCACUCUCACCACUCUCACCACGUACAACCCCACUACUGCCACACAGCGCCACCACUCUCACCACGUACAGCCCCACUACUGCCACACAGCGUCACCACUCUCACAACGUACAACCCCACUACUGCCUCACAGCACCACCACUCUCACCACUCUCACCACGUACAACCCCACUACUGCCACACAGCAUCACCACUCUCACAACGUACAACCCCACUACUGCCACACAGCGUCACCACUCUCACAACGUACAGCCCCACUACUGCCUCACAGCGCCACCGAACUUCCGCUGACAUCUAGGGCGUGA
Molecule: messenger RNA, 1890 nt
Organism: Pecten maximus
Lineage: Eukaryota; Metazoa; Mollusca; Bivalvia; Pectinida; Pectinidae
Product: DNA-directed RNA polymerase II subunit RPB1-like
Exons: 1
Coding region: 1-1890 (629 amino acids)
Source: RefSeq, a predicted model, not a curated record